Messenger RNA from Zophobas morio, 4364 nucleotides. RefSeq lists its product as uncharacterized. The transcript is spliced from 7 exons. NCBI's taxonomy places the organism in Eukaryota, Metazoa, Arthropoda, Insecta, Coleoptera, Tenebrionidae. Gene Ontology annotation, molecular function: RNA uridylyltransferase activity. Bases 232 to 4278 code for a protein of 1348 amino acids. The record is from RefSeq and is a predicted model, not a curated record.
GGUAAAGUACGGCUAUUUUUUCAAAUGACGGUCGCUAGAAAUUCGUGGAGUGGUGGUUUUACGUGAUAAAAAUAAUCGAAAUGUGGAAGUGCCACCUUAUCAACUUCAUAUCCAUUUCACCCACAAAUUGCUGAUUUAGUUGAAAUAAAUUGUUAUUAAACGUGAAGUGGUGGUGAUUUUGUGUAAACUGGGUCCUGACAUUGAUGGACAAGCUUUCAAAUAUGCUCUAAAAUGGGUGAACAAGUCGAUUCCGACUAUUCCACCCUCACCGCGCGCAUUAUCAGCACCCUCCGCCAAAAAACCUUCCCUUUCGCCCAACAACUCGACAUUCUGCAGGACGUGAUCCAAUCCAAAACUGCCACCAAUCGGGACCACGUCCUCGACGAUUUAACAACCCUUCUGGUCCCCGUUUACCCCGGAAUCGAAAUCCGCCUCUUCGGGUCCGCCGCCCUAGACCUCGACGUCCCCGGCAGCCCCCUUGAUGUCUACGUCGGGAACGUGGAAAUCACCACAACCGAACAAACGUCGUUACAACUACUCCGCACCGUUAUUUCCUGUUGCGGCAAAUUCGAUAACAUUUUGGUGACCGCAAGAGGCCAAUUUCCGCAGCUGAAAUGCAGACACACCGCAACUCAGAUAACGUGCUUUUUGAGCAUAAACAAGUCGGUCAUGCGCAGCACGGAAUUAAUCAAGUAUUACUUAAGUCUGGAUGAGAAAAUUCGCCCCUUGUUGUUGACGCUUAAAUUCUGGGCUAAGUACCACGGGGUGGUACAAGAGCAGGGGUUUUCCACCUACGUGUUGUACCUUCUAGUGGUUUUUUAUUUACAACAAGAACCGUACAAGCUUCCAGGGUUGGUAAGUCUGCGCGAAGAAGAACAUACAUGGUGUACCCCUAACGAAAUGGAGUUUCCCGACCUAAAAAACGCAACGAUUUUUGAGUUAGUGAGCGGGCUUUUUAAAUUUUACGACACGUUUGACUACGUUUCGUACGUGGUGGCCCCAUUUUGUGGGUUGGCUUUAGACAAGACGUGUUUUUUGAAACCGUGUGUACUACCGUCAUGUUAUGGUCACUACAUUGAUUUAAAAAAAAUCUUGGAUGUGGAUUGUGGGAUGUGCGUUCAAGAUCCGUUCAACCUCGCGUUGAAUUUUUUAAACGGAACCCCACUCACUUCCGGCGGGAAUUUUACGUCACAAUGUCGCAACUCUCUGAUUACUCGAGAAUGCCCCUUUUUGACGAGCAUGUUGCGUCUUUCCGAAAAUCAACGUUUCACGAUUAAUAAGCUUGAGGGGUUUACAGAGGACGAAUGGGCGAGUUGCGUGAUCAAAGUAACUUCUUCGAUUCUAGACAGAAUUUGCGGGUAUCAGAUGAAAGUCGUGCGAGUCAAACCUCACCAAUAUCUGUACAACUGUAGCGGAUUAAAUAUGGACGAUUUUUGGGAAAGUCGUGUCCAGGUUUUGAAAGAUUUGCAGUCGGAGUGGUCCGCUGGUUCGAGUGAAAUGUGUAAAGAGAUUGAUGUGACGACGAGUUAUAUUAGGGCGCGGUCCAAGCAAGAGACGUCGAAGAAGUCUGGGGUUAUUAUUGAAGUUAAGUUUGGGAAUAAUCCGGGGCGGGUGGAUGUGUGUUUUAAGAAGUUGGAUGGAGAUACGCACUUUGAGCACUAUUUUCGGGUGAAAAUGGUGGCGUUUUUGAAGGAGAUGGCCAUGAAGAAGUAUUUGUCGGGGCAGGAUGGGGCGAAAGCUGCGCAAGGUAAAUUCACGGAUUUGAAAUUGCUGGUGAACGCCUUCAUCCAAAAAGACAACACUUUCGCUGAACAAGUCGCCAAAUUGCAAACCCAGUUCGAGGAAUACACCCAACACAUGGAAACCGUGCGUGACGACUUAGCCACAAUUCUACUACCCUGGUUUCCUGGAAGUACCGUCCACCUGGCAACCGCAAACCUAGACAUUCUUAGCAGUUUCCUACACCUGUGUGUAGGUGGAACCGAAACCCACAACUCCGCCAUCUUCUUAAUCCAAAACGUAAUCCGCCAAAGCGGGAAAUUCGACAGCGUCAAGAUAAUCGCAGCGGCCGAAAUCUGGUGCAGACACGUCAAAACGCACACUCUAUGCCACGUAAACGUCAACGACGUAGUCGUAAAAAGAGCACGACUGAUAGAAAAUUAUAUGAACUUGGAGGAUAAAGUGUACACUUUGUUGCUAGUGAUAACGUACUGGGCGCAUUGCUAUGAACUAGUGAGUCCCGAGGGCUUAUCCACCUAUUCGUUGUGUCUUUUGGUAAUUUUCUACCUCCAGCAAAAACCAUACAAGCUUCCGGCCGUCAAAGAUUUGCAGCCGGAUUUUAAAACACGUUCGAAUUUUCAAAAAGCGUCACUUUUUGACUUGGUGAACGGUUUUUUCAAAUUUUACGACAAUUUCGACUAUCUUUAUUUUAUGAUCACCCCGUAUUGCGGCUACGCUAUUGAAAAAACGCGGUUUUUGAAACCGUAUGACCUGCCGGCGUGCUAUUCCGACUAUGCUAAGCAACGAAGAGAUUUGAGUGUUAACGUAAUCAUGUGUGUUCAAGAUCCUUUUGACCAUUGUAAAAACGUGCUACAAGGAGCUUCUGCUUUGUGUGGUGGUAGUUUCGCUUGGAGGUGUAGACACUCUAUAAUUACUACUUCAGAUGAAGAUCUUUUGCUCUAUAACGUGUUGAAUCAACCCCAGUGCCGUAAAUUGAGUAUAAAUAAGGUCGAUAAUUGUAGUUUAGACGAAUGGCUUGCGUGUCUAGAGAGUAUCACUCCUGAGGUUUUACGAAAGAUUUUUCAUUUCACUGUAACCGACGAGGAAUGGAAGCCCGAAAUUCAGCAAGUUAGUUACAAUUGUGCUGCCAACAGCGACGUGUGGAAAGGUAGAAUUAGCGUCCUCAAGUCGCUACUGUCGAAAUUUCCGGCCGGAAUUACCGAAAUGGAAAAGGAAAUUGCCGUGACGUCACAAACCCUCAAGCGGAACAAAGCAGAAGCUUUCAAAAGAAACAUUAUUGUCGACCUCAUGUAUAAAAUGAACCCGACUAGAGUGGAAAUUGUUGUAAGAGGCUGCGACGUACCGUCCAGGAAACUGGACAUGGAGCAGUUUCUUCGCGUGAAGUUAGGACAAUUCAUCAACGAAUCGCUUUGUGACAAAACCCAAAGUACCACUUCUGAACAAGCCGUACCUUCUACUAGUGAUUUUUUUGAUUCUUCACCAAGUGUAUUGUUGAAGCGAAAGACCAAAUCUAGAUCUUCUGACUCGGGUGAUGAACGAUCGAGAUCUAGAUCGUCGAGAUCGUCAAGGAGUUUGAAGCGAAAUCAGAGAAGCAGCGAAUCAAGGUCUAGAUCUAUCUCGCUCGAAACAAAAAGAGCGAAGCGGGCGCAAAGCGAAAAAUCGGCUUCUAGAUCGAGAUCAAGAUCACGUGGAAGAGACACAAGAUCUAGAUUGUCUGAAGACUCCCAGAAGCAACUCCUCGAACAGAGAAAGUCGUUUUUAGAAGAGGUUCGCGAGACGCUCAAAGAAGUGAGUACACCGGUGGUACCUCUAGCGUCAUUUUUAAACGAGUUGAACAUUUUCGGACGAAACAAAUCACCACCAGGCCGCGUUUUGGGAAUCAAUGAAGCCAAUUUAAGAGUGGUACCUACGGUUGAUUCGCUACCAGACCAAACUGAAGUUUUGACAGAAAUGGUUUUGGUACUACUAGACGAGGCACGGACUCGAGUUCAAGAACAAAAAGACAAAAUAAUGUUGCAGUGCCUGAAGACGCUCAAUGUGAUGACCUUUCAAACUUCCAAGCCACUUCGAGUGGUACCACCACGUCAACCCCGCACCAAGCCACCAGGACACCCAUCACCACUGUUAAAGUCGCAGAAAAAGUUCAAGUUUACGUUCGUGUCGCAAAAAAACUGUGUCAAUAGAUUUGAGAGGAUCCUCCUCCAGAUUCUACGGGCACUGGGUAUUUGUAGCGAGUCGGACGACAUUUCGGAGGUUAUGGACGAGGUUGUUGAGGCUUUGGGUUCUAAAGACGGUGUCGACAAGGAGACGGCUGCAAAAAUUUUGCAGAUUUCGUUAUUAGGGGCAAUGGAAGGUUUUAAAUCCCCGGAAAUGGUAGACGUGGGGACGCAAUGUUGUAUGGAAAAGAAAGGUACUGAAGCAUGGGUACUCCGUGAUCCUAGAAGGGCUUCUAUGUUCUAUAUGGAAACGGAAAAUGGUAAAACUGGAAAUUCACGUGUCGUGUUAGAGCAACUACAACUCAAAGAGAUGUCGUACUAAGACUGGUUAGAAUUACCAAAGAACUGUCACUUGCAGUAUUACGUUUAGGUAUAAUUGUUACAAACAAAGUUUCAUAUUUUUUUAUU